CUCUUGCUGAACAGUUGAUUCAGUUGUCGCCAUUCAACAGGUGCAGUGUCGCGGACGGAACUACGCUUCGAGCGCCAUUAGAGCUUAUUCUGCCCACUAUUUUUUUUUGCAAGAUGAGCUAUUUGCUUUUGUUCACGCUGGUCUAUUUACAUGUCAUAUAGUACAAUUCCCGUUAAGUGUAAUUUUUUUACGGUUAAUUUAAUUCUAAACGCGUAGUAACAAAUACGCCUUAUUGGUCCAAAAUGAAGCAAAUAAAAUGAACCAUGCGAAGACGCAUUGCGAAACUAGUUUAUACUACAGUGUUGACUGCCUAGCUGGUCUUCACACAUUUGCUAAUGGCAACUAAUUAAACGGCAAGCUGAGGAGAGGAAACAACAAAAUAACAAUAAUAAGAAUAAGAAUAAUAUAAUAAAAGUGCAUCACAAAAAUGAAGUGGACAACAUUUGGAUUACAAUUUGAUAUUUUAACAUUAUUUGUGCUUUGGGUGCUCGUCUGCUGUGCUCAUCAGGCAAGCACCAACUGCUAUGACAGCAGCAGUGGCUUCAAUACCAAUCCAAAUGCUCUGCCAGCUGAGGAUGGCAAUGAAACUUAUACCACAGACACGACACCGAUGCCGACCGCCGAUGCUUCCGUUUGGAAGUGUUGCUGCUGGGAAGCAACCAAUCAAAACCUUUUUCCGGAGGAUGAGUUCGAGUGCCGUUGCGAGGGUGAGGCGCUGACACGUGUGCCACAAACAUUGAAGUUGCCCCUCCAAAGGCUAACAAUUGCAUCAGCGGGCUUGCCGAGGCUACGCUCCAUCGGAUUGAAGGUGUAUGCCAGCACAUUGCUGGAUGUUGCCUUUACGGACUGUCCGCAACUCGAGACCAUUGAGAACGGUGCCUUCUCCAAUUUAACGAUUCUACGCACUAUCUAUAUCUCAAAUGCGCCAAAACUAAAGUACCUUUCCAAAGAUGUUUUCGAGGGAAUUUCGAAUAAAAUUGAUAUUAUACGCAUUAUAAAUAGUGGUUUGACAAGCGUGCCCGAUCUUGGACACCUACCACCCAAUACUAUAUUGCAAAUGAUAGAUCUCGAUAAUAAUCAAAUUUCUCGAAUUGAAUCCAAAUCGAUUCAAGUGAAGACUGCACAAUUCGUUUUAGCAAACAAUGACAUAACCUAUAUUGAUGAUUCCGCAUUCCUCGACUCUAAAAUAGCAAAACUUUCUUUAAAGCAAAAUCGCAGACUUAGCGAGAUUCAUCCGAAUGCGUUCAAUGGCAUCAUAGAUAUGACAGAACUUGAUCUCUCGAGUACUUCGCUGGUUCGCUUGCCAGCUGCUGGACUCCAGACCAUCGAAGUAUUAUACAUAAUGAAUACGCACACUUUGAAAACGAUACCCUCCAUAUAUAAUUUUCAGAACUUGCAGAAAGCACACUUAACACACUCCUUCCAUUGCUGUGCGUUUAAAUUCCCCUCGAGACACGAUCCCCAAAGACACAAGAAACACGAGGAAGAAUUGCGUAAAUUGCAGGAGCAGUGCAAAAGUGAUCGAGAUAUGCACAAUAAUGUUGCAACAAACAUUAUAAUACCUACCAAAUCAAUGGAGGAUGCGGUUGGGAUGCCUAAUGGGAAAGGCAAUUGGGGCAUUGAAAAUGGCGAUUGGAAUAACAAUGAGCUCAUCGAUUCGCCUGAAGCUUUGCCCAAUAUGGAUGACUAUAUGGCUGAUGCGACAAUGAACAACCUUGGAGUUUUCCAUACUGAGAUUACAAUCAAUCCAGAUGAUAAUCAAAUGACUGAGUUUUGCGGCAACUUUACAUUCAGAAAACCGAAUAUUGAGUGUUACCCCGUGCCGAAUGCCCUAAAUCCAUGCGAGGAUGUCAUGGGCUAUGAGUGGCUGCGCAUAGCUGUUUGGAUUGUUGUUGCCUUGACUAUAGUGGGCAAUGUAGCAGUCCUCACUGUCAUUCUAUCGAUUAAAUCGGAGAGCCCAUCUGUGCCACGGUUUCUCAUAUGCCAUUUGGCUUUUGCCGACUUAUGCUUGGGUCUCUAUUUGCUGCUUAUUGCAUCAAUUGAUGCACACUCAAUGGGACAAUAUUUUAACUACGCCUACGAUUGGCAAUACGGUUUUGGUUGCAAGGUCGCCGGCUUUUUAACCGUAUUUGCAAGUCAUUUGUCGGUGUUUACCCUGACUGUCAUCACAAUUGAACGCUGGUUUGCCAUCACGCAUGCAAUGUAUCUAAAUAAACGUAUCAAACUGGGACGUGCUUCUGUAAUUAUGAUAACUGGUUGGCUUUACGCCAUAACGAUGUCCUCCCUGCCCCUAUUUGGUAUCAGUAAUUAUUCAUCAACUAGUAUUUGCCUGCCAAUGGAGCAACGCGAUAUAUACGACUCGGUAUAUUUGCUAAUGAUAUUGGGUAGCAAUUUUAUUGCAUUCACUAUUAUUGCAAUAUGCUAUUCGCAAAUCUAUCUAUCUCUUGGCCAGGAGACGCGUAAUGCACGUCAGAACAAUCCCGGCGAGAUGAGUAUUGCCAAGAAAAUGGCACUUCUGGUAUUCAUCAAUUUUAGUUGUGGGGCACCAAUUGCAUUUUUUGGCCUUACUGCUUUAGCAGGCUACCCUUUGAUCAAUGUUACAAAGUCGAAAAUAUUAUUGGUAUUCUUCUAUCCGUUGAACUCGUGUGCGGAUCCAUAUUUGUAUGCCAUCUUAACAUCUCAGUAUCGUCAGGAUUUGUUCCUCUUAUUCUCCAAAUUGGGAAUUUGUCGCAAGAGCGUGAUGAAAUACAAAUACAGUGACUCGAUGCCUCACACAUCACAUUUCACCAUACGCAACUCCAUUGAACAACCAAAUGCAUUUCCCCACAAGGCUCCAAAUGGUGCGGGCGCCGAGACACAGAAAAUGCUGAUAAAUAAUGAAGAUUAUGUAUGUUAGAGCUAAACAGUCAACUGUUAACAUUGGUUCCGUCCUUUGCUCUGGUAAAAUGGAAAUG
Messenger RNA from Drosophila grimshawi, 2954 nucleotides. It is a transcript of the gene Lgr1, whose product is annotated as lutropin-choriogonadotropic hormone receptor. Bases 428 to 2896 code for a protein of 822 amino acids. Gene Ontology annotation, biological process: G protein-coupled receptor signaling pathway. Gene Ontology annotation, molecular function: G protein-coupled receptor activity; protein-hormone receptor activity; protein binding. Gene Ontology annotation, cellular component: membrane. Lineage: Eukaryota; Metazoa; Arthropoda; Insecta; Diptera; Drosophilidae. The record is from RefSeq and is a predicted model, not a curated record. The transcript is spliced from 19 exons.